AUGCUUUUUCCCAUGUACACAGUCGCUGCGGAGAGAUUGCUGGAGAUGAAGAGCCUUGAGACACAUGAGAAGCUGAAGGCCCGGGGCGACGUUGUUGUCUUCGACGAUGGUAUGGGGAACGCUGGCUUCGUGUCACACCAGUGGAUUGCCAAGCAUCAUCCUGAUCCUGAUUUUAAGCAGAUGCGGGUGUUGCAGGAUGCCUUGAAGCACCUCCUGACCAGUCGUGGCACGGUUUGGUUGGAUUUCGUCACAGAAACCUUCGUACCUUCUGCCAAGGUCAUCUCCUGUCAGGACUUCCAAACCAAGCCACUCUUUAUAUGGUACGACUACUUCUCUGUUCCACAGCUGGAGAGACGUGAAGGUUUUGCCACAGACGAUGAGGAUGGAAGCAAUCAGGGGAAGGCCAUUAACAGCAUUCCCGCAUACGUUGGGAAGUGCCGCUACUUUUUUGCCCUCUGCCCGACAAUAGACUGUCCCUUACAGGGUGGGGUUUUGAACGCCCUGACGUGGGGUAGGCGGGGGUGGUGUAGGGUCGAACGAGCAUCACGGGAGCUUUCCGAGCACAACACAUGGAUCCUUAUUCAAGGCUCUGACUCGCUGCAACUGGUGGGCACCGUUCAGUCCUUUGUGACCGGGUCCGUUGGCGAGGGCGAGUUCACCGUGGAGAGCGACAGAUCAAAACUCGCACCAGUCAUGGAGACCGUUGUGAAACGGAAGCUCAAGCUAUCUCUGCAAGCCAGAGAUUUUCCGAGCUACCGCCGCCACCUCAACCUCCAGACUGUGCACCUCCGAGGCCUGGACGUGGAGCCUUUGGAGGACCUUGUUCCGAACGAGCCCGAUGGGCCCAACACUGCUGGCGCUGACGUGGUGGCACACUUCUUGCACCAGAAUGGCUUCAGAGGAGCUGUCCAGAAGGAUGUGGCAGGCUGGUGGCCGCUGCACUAUGCGGCGCUAUCAGGAAAGGUAAAGCUGAUCGAGGGCUUGCUUCAGCAGCGUGCCAAUCCCAAUUCCCGCACUAGCAAGGACGAACCUACGCUGGGCUUUCCGCCCUUGGUUUCGGCACUCGACCUGGCAAUCUUCUACAAGCACAACGAUGCUGCAAAGCUGCUGAUCGCGGCCCAGGCGCAGCUUGAAGGAGGAAUUUCUCCCGCUAUGCUCUUCGCAAGCCAGGCUAACAGUGCCGAAGGAAUCCGCCUGCUCUGCGACAAUGGCAGCGAAGCCAUUCUGAGAAAUGCUGUUGGCCUUACUUCUUUGGAAGCUGCGGCGAGCUAUGGGGCCCGCGCAGCCAUGGAAGAGCUGGUCAGAAAUGCACAGCCCGGUCUCCUUGAACUGUCUGGAGCGCUUGAAGCAGCCAUGCAGCAUCGUGGUGGCUCCGCGGAGAUGGUUGAGUUUCUGGUCGGCAUGAAGGCCGACGUAGAUUUUCAAUACACUCUCCGCUAUGACUAUGUUCAGUUUGGUCGGCUGCGCUUCCUGGCCAAGGCGCUGCAGCACAGAUUCGGCCGAGCCAGCAUGUUGUCGGAACAGGCUUAUCACAUUCACGGCCUCACACCACUGAUGGCAGCUCUUCGGUCAGGACAGUACGAGGGGGCUGCUGCCCUGAUUGCGGCUGGAGCCCGACUGGAUCUGAAGAACAGCCGAGGAUUCACAGCGGCCGACUUUGCUAGAGGCCAGUCGAUCCCAGAGUUUCUGCAGCGAGGUCUUGAGGGGAAUCCAUCAGAGUGUCAUAGGGUCUCGUCCUUAGCGCAUCCUGACGGAUACGUUGAGGUCCCCUUCUAA
Molecule: messenger RNA, 1776 nt
Organism: Symbiodinium natans
Lineage: Eukaryota; Dinophyceae; Suessiales; Symbiodiniaceae
Source: the annotation of a GenBank genome assembly